This is a messenger RNA of Miscanthus lutarioriparius, 300 nucleotides long. NCBI's taxonomy places the organism in Eukaryota, Viridiplantae, Streptophyta, Magnoliopsida, Poales, Poaceae. The record is from the annotation of a GenBank genome assembly.
AUGCCUUCACUCCAGAAAGCCUUGCCUCCAGAACUUGCUGAUAAUGUGCUUAGGUUAUAUCGAGAAUGCUUACGGAGGGCGAAGUAUAUUGGGCAUCAGAAACACAAUACAGAGCUUUUAGUCACCAUGGUGAGGCAACAAUUCAAGAAAAAUAUGCAUGAAACUGAUCCAGAGAAGAUACAGAAAAUGAAGGAUGAUUUUACUAUCUUCCAGUACUUUAUCAUGGUCGAAGCAUAUCUUAUGAAAUUAUUCCUUGCUAUGCAGUGCUGCAAGGGGCCUUAUCAAUCAUAUUCUGUAUGA